CAAGAAUGAGACUUGACAUUGUCGCAAAAAAUGCAAUUAAUCCAAAAGAAGCACAGCCCUGUGAAAGAAACUGGAAAAGCUUGUUCAGGGCCAAGCAUUUGAUUGGCAUCGCCGAGAUUGCUUGGCGAUCAAGUCCGUGUCUUGACGCCGGUAAAUAUGAGUUCCAGCUAUUUAGUGUGUUUGAAGUGCAAGCUACCAUCCAUAUUUUUUUUAUGCACAGCCACUGCGAGCAAAGGAUUGGUGAAGGAUUCUUUUGCUUUUCGAAUUGAUGAAGAAACGGCGGGAAAGGCGAGACCCCUCAGCAAUCUACAGCCGGUGGUGAAAAGUCUGGAUUCACGCGGAAAUGUGGCGGUGCUUGUCCCGGCUGAACACGAGAACCAAGGGCCCCCUAGGUUUGCGCCCACGUCAUUUCCUAGUUUAGCGGCCACCCCUGAGUCGUAACGCCUACCCGCUUCCCGUUCUGUCGUCUCUACUCUACCACGCAUGGAGAAUAGGAUCAGGCAAAGCUUGAGGCACCAAUUCUUACUUUGGCGGGUCUUCGCACACAAGGGGACCACUCCCAGCUUUCGUUCCCCGUUACCCACCGCUCACCCUUUCGCUCAGCAUUCCAACUGCAGUCUUUCACUGUUGAACCCACAACACUCGUUUACAUUCAUUCGAGUUCGAGGACUAUAGGAUAGGCCACUAUUAUCCUCGACCAGAGUUCUUUUUUCAUCUAGGCUAGGAAGCAUCGAAAUAUCCCUAUCUUUUUAUUCCCGGGGGCGUCCGGAAAAGUGCGAGAUUCUCCAUCGACACCCAACAAUCGAAAACAGCGCAUUCAUUCAGGAACGUACACUGCGCAAUCAUGGCUCUCCAUAAGCUUGCGCGCUGUCUGACAGCGACGCUCUCUUUGGCCGCUGUUCCUAUUGCAAACGCACAGUUUUACAAAAUUUCAAGUUCUCAAGAGAUCAAGGACUCCACAACGACUCUUGCCUACGAUUUGAUGACCCUCUACCCAGGCAACCAGACCGGCAAAGAGCCAGGUAUCUUGCCAGGCCCUCCUUCGGAAAACAAGGGCGACUACUACUGGUGGGAGGGCGGUGCACUCAUGGGCACCAUGAUUGACUAUUGGCAUUUCACCGGUCACACGGAGUACAACGAUGAAGUGACGCAAGGCAUACUGUACCAAGUCGGAGAAAACGCGGACUUCCAGCCUCUUUCCAAGCGUGCAUCGCUCGGAAAUGAUGACCAGGGUUUCUGGGGCAUGACGGCGAUGCUCGCCGCAGAGACCAAUUUCCCGAAUCCACCAAAAGACAAGCCCCAGUGGCUGGCUCUGGCGCAGGCCGUUUGGACGACACAGAACAGCCCCGAGCGACACGACGACAAGUGUGGCGGCGGCAUGAGGUGGCAGAUCCCACCGUUGAACGCGGGAUACGACUACAAGAACACGAUUGCCAACGCCAUUUACAUGAAUCUUGGAGCGAGACUGGCUCGUUACACAGGCAACACAACCUACUCUGAUGCCGCCGAGAAGACUUACGAUUGGCUUUGGAGUGUGAACUACAUUGACCACGAUACAUACAAGGUAUACGAUGGUGGCCAUGUAGAGCACAACUGCACCGACAUCAACAAGGCUCAGUUCUCGUACAGUAUUGCAGUCCUUACCCAGGCAACUGCGUUCCUGUGGAAUAUCACGAGCAACGAAAAGUGGAAAACAGCCACCACCAAGUUGACCGAGUCACUGCUCCGUGACUUCUUCGCCGACGGCGCCGCGUUUGAGCUGCCCUGCGAGACAACCCCGGGCGGCUGCACCGCCGACAUGUUGUCCUUCAAGGGCUACGUGCACCGCUGGAUGUCGGUCGUGACGCAGGUUGCGCCUUUUACUGCGGCCACCGUCAUCCCUGCACUGAAAAAGUCGGCCGAGGCGUGUAUCAAGCAGUGCACCGGAGGUCCGACGGGUCGCGCCUGUGGCUUCUAUUGGACUCGAGGCACUUACAUUGACCCGAGCGUCGACAAGACCACCGGUGCCGGCGAACGCAUGGACGCCCUCGCCGCCGUAUCCAGCCUGCUAGUCUCGGAGGUUGCCGCUCCAUUGACCGGCAAGGAUGGAGGCACUAGCCAAGGCAACCCCAACGCCGGCAUACCCAAGAGCAAUGAUCGUACCCUUAGCGAGAUCACCUCGGGCGACAAGGCGGGCGCCUCCUUCCUCACUAUCCUGACGAUGGUUAGUGCCGCAUCGUUGUUUGGCUGGAUGAGCUGGGACUCUCGCUGAAAAAGGCCAUGCGGUCUCACUUUUUAAUUCUUAUUCUUGUUUGUCUUUUCUGACAUUCAGCUUUACGACUCUGGCAUCUCGACAUGUACAAGAUUUGCUGGUCGAUGUAUGCCCAUCGAUUUGAGAGUUUCCGGGGGCCACAGUCCACCAUGAGGAGCCCAAAUGUCUUUGAGCGUUCGUCUUUUUUUUUUCUUUUCUUUUUUUUUCCUAUGUAAGAUAUCCCGCCGAGGCUUUCAUUUUGUUAUUAUUGCUCAGCUCUCUUUGCGAUUUCGAUCUUGAUUCAUGCAGGGAGCUCUCGCGAAAUCACCGAACGCCCUGUUCUAGUUCAUUGCAGGCGUUGGGGAUAUGGACAUAGGUUACCAUCAUGGAUAAAUAAUACAAGACUAAGAUUCUUAGAUACAAAGAUGUCUUUUUUCGGUACUAGAGUAGGGUUAUUCCAGAAGACUGGAAGAGAAUAGCAAUGUUCCGAAGCGU
Molecule: messenger RNA, 2725 nt
Organism: Pyricularia oryzae 70-15
Lineage: Eukaryota; Fungi; Ascomycota; Sordariomycetes; Magnaporthales; Pyriculariaceae
Exons: 4
Coding region: 845-2251 (468 amino acids)
Biological process (GO): fungal-type cell wall biogenesis; carbohydrate catabolic process
Molecular function (GO): mannan endo-1,6-alpha-mannosidase activity
Source: RefSeq, a predicted model, not a curated record